UAUUGAUUCCGGACAUUGUGCUGCGGCUCUCAAACACACUGCACUCCCCGACACUCGUCUCCUUUAAUUUCAUCAUAUCAUUAUUUCAUCUGUUCAUCAGCUCUGAAGAUCACUGAAUAAUGGCUUUCCAGUAUCCAAACUCCUAUAGAGACGAAUCAGUGGUGGACGACUAUCACGGCUGUAAAGUGCCUGACCCGUACAGCUGGCUGGAGGAUCCCGACAGUGAGAAAACACAGGCCUUCGUGAACGCUCAGAACCAGCUGACCCUGCCGUUCCUGGAGCAGUGUGAGGUCAGAGACGUCUUUAAGGAUCGCAUGACUGAACUCUAUGACUACCCCAAAUACAGCUGUCCCUUCAAACGUGGGAACAGGUAUUUUCACUUUUACAACACGGGUCUGCAGAACCAGAGUGUUAUGUACAUGCAGGAGAACCUUGAGACAGAACCCAGCGUGUUCCUGGACCCAAACACCUUCUCCGAGGACGGGACGGUUGCUUUACGAGGUUAUGCGUUCUCUGAGGAUGGUGAGUACCUGGCGUACGGCACCAGCGCCAGCGGCUCGGACUGGGUCGAGAUCCGCUUCUUGCGUGUGGAUGGUGCCGUACUUCUAGAGGAUCAGCUGGAGAGGGUCAAAUUCACCUGCAUGUCCUGGACUCACGAUGGAAAGGGACUCUUCUACAACUCUUACCCCGAGCAGGAGGGCAAGAGUGACGGCACGGAGACGUCCACUAACCUGCACCAGAAGUUGUACUAUCAUGUGUUGGGAACCCCUCAGUCUCAGGACGUCCUGUGUGCCGAAUUCCCCGAUCAGCCGAAAUGGAUGGGCGGUGCUGAGGUGUCUGAUGACGGCCGUUACGUGCUGUUGUCCAUCAGAGAGGGCUGUGACCCCGUUAAUAGACUGUGGUACUGUGACCUGAACGACGUCCCGCAGGGAAUCACUGGUUUGUUGCCAUGGGUGAAGCUGAUCGAUAACUUUGAUGCGGAGUAUGAAUAUGUCACAAAUGAAGGAACCGUUUUCACGUUUAAAACCAACCUGGACGCUCCUCAAUAUCGACUCAUCAACAUCGACUUCGCCCAACCGUCCGCCAGCCAAUGGAAAGAGCUCAUUCCCCAACAUGACAAAGACGUCAUCGUGUUUGCUACCUGCACAUACUCCAGUUUCCUGUUUGUGUGUUUCCUCCAUGACGUGAAGAACGUGUUGAAGAUGUUCCAUCUGUCCUCGGGCGAGGAGAUCCGCACGUUCCCGCUGGACGUCGGCUCAAUCGUGGGCUUUACUGGGAGGAAGCAAGACUCUGAGAUCUUUUACAGCUUCACCUCGUUUUUGUCUCCAGCGAUCAUCUAUCACUGUGAUCUGACUAAAGAGCCGCUGAAGCCACACGUCUUCAGAGAGGUCACAGUGAAGGGCAUCAGUCCUGCUGACUACCAGACCACUCAGGUGUUUUAUCCCAGUAAAGACGGCACCCAAAUCCCAAUGUUUAUUGUCCAUAAGAAAGGAAUCGAGCUGGAUGGUUCCCAUCCCGCCUUCUUAUACGGAUACGGAGGUUUCAAUAUUUCCAUCACACCCAGCUACAGCGUUUCUCGGCUGAUAUUUGUCAGGCAUCUGGGAGGAGUUUUAGCUGUGGCCAACAUCAGAGGAGGUGGAGAAUAUGGAGAGACUUGGCAUAAAGCGGGGAUGUUGGCCAAUAAGCAGAACUGUUUCACUGACUUUCAGUGUGCAGCAGAGUAUCUAAUAAAGGAGGGUUACACUUCCUCCAGCAAAAUCACCAUCAACGGAGGCUCUAACGGGGGGCUGCUCGUGGCGGCGUGUGUGAAUCAGAGGCCCGAUCUGUUCGGCUGUGCUGUGGCUCAGGUCGGCGUCAUGGACAUGUUGAAGUUUCAUAAGUUCACCAUCGGGCACGCUUGGACCUCUGAUUUCGGCUGCUCUGAACUCAAAGAGCAGUUUGAUUGGUUAAUCAAGUAUUCUCCUCUUCACAAUAUCCGUGCUCCGGAAGGGGACGGGGUUCAGUAUCCCGCUGUCCUGUUGUUGACGGGCGACCACGAUGACCGCGUGGUGCCGCUGCACUCAUUAAAAUACAUCGCCACCCUGCAGAAUGAGAUUGGUCACUGUCCCGGCCAGUCAAACCCUCUCUUUAUCUACGUGGACACUAAGUCAGGCCACGGUGCAGGAAAACCCACCAGUAAAGUCAUUCAGGAGGUGGCGGACACGUACGCCUUCAUCGCUCGCUGCCUGAACCUCAGCUGGCUCGAAUGAAACGUUACGAGGCUCUGAACCUCCUCUAAGCUCUAGUCCUGCAGGUUUCUUCUUCUUACAGUUUGAUUUCCUUCUCGCCUGUUUGCGCUCCUGUUCACUGAAAUGUUCACUUUUCUUGGUCUCUGUCUUUCCCACUCCUCCACGCUUUCAUUAUUCGAUGUGUUACUUUCUAGUAGAAACGCUAAAACCAUUUCAAACGACUGAAUGCUAUAACCUGAACUACAUUCAUGACUGGUUUCAUAUCAAU
This is a messenger RNA of Rhinichthys klamathensis goyatoka, 2496 nucleotides long. It is a transcript of the gene prep, whose product is annotated as prolyl endopeptidase. The record is from RefSeq and is a predicted model, not a curated record. Gene Ontology annotation, molecular function: oligopeptidase activity; serine-type endopeptidase activity. Gene Ontology annotation, cellular component: cytosol. Bases 120 to 2249 code for a protein of 709 amino acids. NCBI's taxonomy places the organism in Eukaryota, Metazoa, Chordata, Actinopteri, Cypriniformes, Leuciscidae. The transcript is spliced from 15 exons. Gene Ontology annotation, biological process: proteolysis.